Molecule: messenger RNA, 1041 nt
Organism: Puccinia triticina
Lineage: Eukaryota; Fungi; Basidiomycota; Pucciniomycetes; Pucciniales; Pucciniaceae
Exons: 9
Coding region: 1-1041 (346 amino acids)
Biological process (GO): DNA damage response; regulation of transcription by RNA polymerase III; regulation of transcription by RNA polymerase I
Cellular component (GO): cytosol; nucleus; protein kinase CK2 complex
Molecular function (GO): ATP binding; protein serine/threonine kinase activity
Source: RefSeq, a predicted model, not a curated record
AUGACCGCCCCGAGAUCAAAAGCCGGUGUCUAUGCUCACGUCAAUGCGGACUUCGGGCAAACCUGGUGGGAUUAUGAUGGAUUGUCCGUUUCCUGGGGUCACCAAGAUAACUACGAGAUCGUUAGAAAAGUCGGCCGGGGUAAAUACUCGGAGGUCUUUGAAGGUGUGAACAUUGUAAAUGACGAGAAAUGUAUUGUUAAGGUCUUGAAACCAGUCAAGAAGAAAAAAAUUAAACGGGAGAUUAAGAUUCUACAAAACUUGGCGGGUGGUCCGAAUAUCAUCACUUUAUUGGACGUGGUUCGUGAUCCACAGUCAAAAACGCCAUCGAUUGUCACGGAAUACAUUAACAACACCGACUUCAAGGUACUCUAUCCUAAGUUUACUGAUUACGAUGUUCGGUUCUACAUCCUCGAACUACUCAAAGCUCUCGACUUUGCCCACUCCCGAGGAAUCAUGCACAGAGAUGUCAAGCCCCACAACGUGAUGAUCGACCACGAACGUCGUCAGCUACGCCUUAUCGAUUGGGGUCUGGCCGAGUUUUACCAUCCGAAUACCGAAUAUAACGUCCGGGUCGCCUCAAGAUAUUUCAAGGGACCCGAACUACUCGUCGACUUUCAAGAGUAUGAUUACAGUCUUGAUAUGUGGAGUCUGGGAUGUAUGUUCGCAUCUAUGAUCUUUCGAAAAGAACCAUUUUUUCACGGACAUGAUAACUAUGAUCAAUUGGUGAAGAUUACCAAGGUGCUUGGGACGGAUGAGUUAUACGCAUAUCUGGAGAAGUACGACAUCGAGUUAGAUGCUCAGUACGAUGAUAUCUUGGGACGUUACCAGCGGAAGCCCUGGAGUCGGUUUCUUACAACUGAGAAUCAGCGAUUCAUCUCUAACGAAGCAAUAGAUUUCUUGGAUAAGCUUCUCCAAUACGAUCAUCAAGAGCGACUGACGGCACAGGAAGCAAUGAUGCAUCCUUACUUCGAACCUGUUCGACAGCGAGAGGGCAUGCCCUUCGGCACAUCAGCUCCACAAGUCGAAGAAACUGAAGCUUAA